This is a messenger RNA of Lemur catta (Ring-tailed lemur), 1916 nucleotides long. Its product is annotated as putative vomeronasal receptor-like protein 4. Lineage: Eukaryota; Metazoa; Chordata; Mammalia; Primates; Lemuridae. Gene Ontology annotation, biological process: G protein-coupled receptor signaling pathway. The coding region runs from base 10 to 600 and encodes 196 amino acids. Gene Ontology annotation, cellular component: membrane. The record is from RefSeq and is a predicted model, not a curated record. The transcript has 3 exons. Gene Ontology annotation, molecular function: pheromone receptor activity.
AAAAUUUGUAUGCCUAAGCCCACUGAUGUGACCACAAGUCACUUGGCCUUUGUCCACAUAGUGAACCUCGUCACUGAAGUUAUUUUGGUAUCUCUGGAACUGUUUGAGUCCCUGCAUUUUGGGAAUGACUUCAAAUGUAAGGCUUUGCUCUCCCCGAGCAGGGUGAUGAGGGGCCUCUCCAUCUGCACCACCUGCCUCCUGAGCAUGUCCAGUCCAUCACCAUCAGCCCCAGCACCUCCUGGCUGUAGCAACCUGAUCAUCUAUGCUGUGUCGUCUUCCGAUGGGACUCAGACCAAUCUGGUGAUUCUCACACAGUACUGCUCCCUCUCACCCGUGAGCUACAUCAUUAGGGGCUUGAUUGUCAGUCUGUCAGGAUCCAGGGAUGUGUCCUUUGUAGGAAUUAUGCUGCUCUCAAGUGCAUACAUGAGAUUCUCCUGUGCAGAGGCAAUACCAGGACAUUCACAGCACCAGCCUCUCCCCAAGAGCCUGCCCAGAGAAAAGGGCCACCCACACCGUCCUGCUACUGGUGACUUUCUCUGUGGUCAUGUACUGGGUGGACCUUAUCAUCUCAUCCUCCUCCACCCUGUUAUGGGCAUGUGACCCAGUUCUCUUGGGUAGCCAGAGGCUUGUGGUCAACAUCUAUGUCACAGUGAGUCCUUUGGUGCUACUCAGUUCUGAUAAAAGAAUAAUCAAUGUUUUCCAAAUUAUGUGGCAAAAAGUUCAUCAAUUUUAACAGAUUGAUUAUGAAAAUAAUUGCCUAAAAAGUACAUUCUUUUGCUAUCAGUUAAAUAACUUAAGUAGCACAGGCUCUAACACCUGGUUUAAUUAAGAUGUGUGGAAUGACACGUUUAAACUAUGUAAACACUGUUGGCACCUGUGCUGCCAUAUUUGGGUUUCAAUUCUGUGGGGCAUUAUAAGGAUCCUUGUCAUUUCUUGAUUAUUUUUUGCUGUGUGCAUUGCAAGGAUCUUUAGAAUAUGUAGUAUUUUUAAAAGCAAAAUGUGCACAAUGUACACAUAGAUGAAAUACUUUACAAAACUAUUUUGUGAAAAAAAAAGAGUCUUAUGAGAAAUCCUGAUUUUCUUGAUUUGGUUCAUCACUCCACAUUCCUUCACUAUACCAUAUGGCACUGAUAUUCGUACAGUGUGAUUAUUUUUCUUUCAUAUUGAAAUGUUUUCUUAUGUUUUGCACAAGUUUCUAGUAUCAUUCCUUAAUUUUAGUGAAAAGUAGGUGUAUAUACAUAUAAUUGUAGUUUUUCUGUAACAAUACUCAUCAUUGAUAGAAUUAGUUACCUGAGUUCAAGUUCUUUGACUCCAGCCACCAUGAUUCCUCCUUAGCAUUUUUCUGACACCUAAAAGGUAAUAUUGGUUUGGAUUUUUCACUUAAUUCAGCAGUUUUUAAAAAGAAUUUUAAUUGAAAUAUGCAUGCUGUUAGAUCUUACUGGUUACUCUUCAAUUGAUAGUUUCUACUCUCAUUUCAUGGUGCCUAGAAAAUAUGACGUGUAGUAUUUUCAUUUCUAGGAAGCUAAUGGUAUUCUUGGGCCAAAAACAUUUCCAUUUCUAAUCAUGUUCUCUUGUAUUUGAAAAUAAUGUGUACCCUGUGCUCUCUGUUUUAAAAUGCUAUUUGCUUAUCUGCAUAACUAGUAAAACUUACUAAUAAAGUUAUUAACACACUUUAUGCUCAUUUAUUUGUCAUAUGUCAAAACUGUUGAUCUUUGUGAUUGUUUUAAUGUCAUCUAACAUUAUUAUAGAUAUUUCAAUUUCUUUUUUUAUGAAUUUUUGUAUUAUACAUUGUAACUCAUAUAUUAUGCUAUAUGUACAAUUGGCUUAAAAUAGUACCUAAUACAUUAAAUUUUCUUGGUAAAUAUUAAUAAUUUUAUAAUAAAAUUUGUAUCUAUUGAUACAAUUAUUAACUUAAA